UCAGAGAGAGUGCACGAGAAGUUGCAGCUCUCUGACAAGAAAAAGUAAAAAAAAUGACCUUUUAAGUUUUCUUUUAUUUUACGUUUUUGUGUGGUCGGGACUACUUUAGACGUCGACAUCAUGCACGGUUCUAAAACUUGGUUCUCUCCACUUCAAGGAAUAUAAAUGCGGUGAUAAACAGGUUUAUGGACGUAGCUCUGUCUUGUACGUGCAUGCUAACAAGCUACCUCGCCGGCUAACGUAGUCCUAGCUAACGCUUCUUUUACCGCUUUCAGUCUGAAUACGGAUUGGAUUUUUAUCUUCAGUUAGCUACAUUUCAUCCGAUAAGCCCUCGGUGAACCUGCAAAAUGGAAAUCGAUGCAGUUGUAUGUGAUUUUAGUCCUGUCAGUGAUCAGCUGAGCUCGGGGCCUGAAUCGGUCUCCAGGCUUUCCAGGCCGUUUUUGCCUGAGAUCGGGGCUAAGGGCUCCCCCUGCAUGAAGAACCUCUUCUCCCCCGGACCUGCUGCCGUGCUGUCUCCCGUCACCAACUUGACACUAAACAUGGAUAAUCUUGCCGUUCUUGGGGGACAAUGUGAGACGCCUAAACGGAAGAAGCCCGUCCUGAAGAUUCCUUCGUUCGCAUCCGACACUUCAUCUGAUGCAGGUCUCGGUCUGGACUCUCCUAGCCCCGUGGAUCCAGUGGAUGCAGAACAGAAGUUUGAAAAGGCCAUACAGAAUGCAACCAAAGUGAUCAAUGAAAAGAUGCCCAUUCGUAGGAUACACUCACUGCCACCACAGUUAUUGGGUCAUAGUCCCAAUCUGAAGAGUAAAGAUUCUGAUCUUCCAAGAUAUGGAAUCUUCAGUCAGACAGCCAGCUUGGCUAACAAAGAGAAUGUGCAUGAGAGCUUUGAAUUUAAGAAGCCCACCCAGCCUAUUUCUCGCUGUCGACUGCGUUCAACUGGAGAUGGAAAAGACACUUUUGCCUGCCGCCCUAGCUCUGCUCCUGCGCUAAUGCUUUCCCCUCCAUCAUUCAGUCCUCUAGCUUCACCAGAUGGCAGCAGCCCAUUUGUACUACGACGUGUGUCACUCUCCAGCUUUGAUGAUGAUGAUGGUUUUCUGGAAGUACUUGAUGAUGUAGAGACGGAUUCAGAAGUGCCUACCGGAAUGGCCAACCUGCUCACGGCUCCUCUGGUGGCUGAUCAAAAUACAGACUCGCCCGACUCGCCUAUUCGUUGUCGGCCACGGGGGUUGUUCCGCUCUCCCUCAAUGCCCACGGGUGGCCGUUCUGCUCUCAAGAGACCUGAUAGGCCCAGAGAUGAGAAUACACCUGUCCGUGUGAAGAGGAGACGGAGUGUGGCAGGGUCACAUGUCACAGCCAUGGAGCAGGAUGAUUCUGUCCCUCAACAGGUGCAGCGCUCAAAGUCUUUCAAUCACUCAGAGAUUGAGAGACUGUUAGCCAGGGACCCCAAUAAUGUAAUAGGAGAUUUUACCAAGCCCCCUGCUCUGCCCACAGUUGACGGAAAACAUCAAGACUUGAAAUACAUCACUCCAAAAGUUAUGGUUGAGGCAAUAAAUGGUCAGUUCAGUAAUGUGGUGGAAAGACUCUUUGUUAUUGACUGUCGGUAUCCGUAUGAGUAUGAGGGAGGACAUAUUAAGGGUGCGUUAAACCUGCAUCUGGAGGAGCAAUUUGAGGAGUGCUUUUUCAGACAGCCGAUCAUUCCUCAGUGCCCUGAGAAACGUGUAUUACUGGUGUUCCACUGUGAGUUUUCAUCAGAGCGCGGUCCACGAAUGUGUCGCUUUGUUCGCGAGAGGGACCGUGAUCUAAAUGUAUAUCCCAAUCUCCAUUACCCUGAACUCUAUGUACUGAAGGGAGGCUACAAGGACUUCUUUCCCUUACAUAAGAAAGAGUGUGAGCCUCAGGAUUACAGGCCGAUGCAUCAUGAGGACUUCAAGGAGGACUUGAGAAAGUUUCGCCUGAAGAGCCGUACAUGGGCAGGAGAGCGCAGCAAGAGAGACAUGUACAUCCGCCUUAAAAAUCUCUGAGGCACAUGAGCAUGCUCUUGGAUUUACGGCCUAAAAUUGCUCACACCUUGCCCUCUCACUUGACCAGCCUGUGGCAGUGACCUUAACUGAUGGCCAGUAUUGUUCAGUUAGAUACAGCCUUAACUCGGCUACACACUGCUUCCCUCCUUGGAAAUGAUCACUGCCAAGUUUUUUUAUAUAUAUAUAAAUAUAUAUAUACUGGUCCCCUGCCUUAUUUUCCUUUUUAAACAAUUGUGUGGAAGACCUCAAAGCA
Molecule: messenger RNA, 2274 nt
Organism: Pygocentrus nattereri (red-bellied piranha)
Lineage: Eukaryota; Metazoa; Chordata; Actinopteri; Characiformes; Serrasalmidae
Gene: cdc25b
Product: cell division cycle 25B
Exons: 15
Coding region: 348-2021 (557 amino acids)
Biological process (GO): G2/M transition of mitotic cell cycle; positive regulation of G2/M transition of mitotic cell cycle; positive regulation of G2/MI transition of meiotic cell cycle
Cellular component (GO): cytoplasm; nucleus
Molecular function (GO): protein tyrosine phosphatase activity
Source: RefSeq, a predicted model, not a curated record